Messenger RNA from Apus apus (common swift), 7834 nucleotides. RefSeq names its product cyclin dependent kinase 12 (gene CDK12). Lineage: Eukaryota; Metazoa; Chordata; Aves; Apodiformes; Apodidae. Bases 430 to 4869 code for a protein of 1479 amino acids. Gene Ontology annotation, biological process: positive regulation of transcription elongation by RNA polymerase II; protein phosphorylation; transcription elongation by RNA polymerase II. The transcript is spliced from 14 exons. Gene Ontology annotation, cellular component: cyclin/CDK positive transcription elongation factor complex; nucleus. Gene Ontology annotation, molecular function: RNA polymerase II CTD heptapeptide repeat kinase activity; ATP binding; cyclin-dependent protein serine/threonine kinase activity. The record is from RefSeq and is a predicted model, not a curated record.
CGGCGGGGCCGGGAGGGCGAGCGGGGCGGGCAGGGCGGCCGCUGCGCCUUCCCGGCUGGGCCACCUGCGCGGCGGAACGGGCGCCCGGGGCUGAGGGGGUGGGGAGGACUCGCGGGCCCAGGCCCCGCCUUCCCGGGGCGCCCCCGCGGCGGCGCUGCCCUCCGGGCCUGGGCCCCUCGGAUGAGGCGGUGAGGCCGGGGCCUUCCCCCCUCCCGGUUCCUGUCCCCCCCUCGCUCCCUUCCGCCUCCUCCGGGGCCCGGCAGGGCCGCGCUCCCUGCCCCCCUCCCCAUGUAGGAGGGGGUGUUGGCGGCAGGGAGGGCUGAGCCGGGGUGAAUGGUGGCAGGAGCGGGCGCGGAGGAAGUUUGAAGUUCGGGGGUUUUGGAGGCUUCCCCCCCCCCCCUCCCCUCUCUGGAGCACAGUGGAGGAGGAAUGCCAAACCCGGAGAGACAUGGGGGCAAGAAGGACGGGGGCGGCGGGGGGUCCUCGCAGCACGCGCCUGGCUCGAACAGCAAGGAGAGGCACCGGGUGGCCUCCCGGCACAAGAGGCACAAGUCCAGGCACUCCAAGGAGUCGCCGCUGGCAGCCCAGGAGAGCGCGGCUCCCUUGGGCACGGUGAUCAAGCCGCUGGUGGAGUACGAUGACAUCAGUUCGGACUCGGAUACCUUCUCGGAUGAUGUGGCCCUCAAGCUGGAGAGGAGGGAGAACGAGGAGAGGAAAGCAGAGAGGAGUGAGAGGGCCCAGAAGCACCGGCACCACCAGCACAAGCGCAUCCGGGAGCUGAUGAAGAGCAAACAGGCAGAGAAGGAGAGGAAGCUGGAAAAGAGCCUGGAGGCAUCCAGCAGGUCCGGGUCCACCAAGGAGAGGGUAUCGGGGUCCUCCAAGAGACUCCUUGAAAGCGAGGAGCACCCCAAGUCAUUGUCCUCCAAGAGCAGCAACAAGGAGUCCCGCUCAGCCAAAGCACACAAGGAGAAGUCCAGGAAGGACCGGGAGCUCAAGUCCAGCCACAAGGAGCGCAGUAAGAGCCAUCGGAAAAGAGAUGCUCCAAAAAGUUACAAAACCAUUGACAGCCCCAAGAGGAAGUCCAGGAGCCCCCACAGAAAAUGGUCCGACAGCCCUAAAUUGGACGACAGCCCCUCAGGAGCCUCCUACAUCCAGGAAUACGACCUCAGCCCUCCCCGCUCUCACACGUCCAGCAAUUACGAUCCCUACAGGAAGAGCCCCGGCGGCUCCUCGCGCCGCCAGUCCCUCAGCCCGCCCUACAAGGAGCCCGUGGCCUACCAGUCCAACGCCCGCUCCCCCAGCCCCUACGCCCGGAGGCAAAGGUCCAUCAGCCCCUACGCCCGCAGACGCUCCUCCAGCUACGAGCGCGGCAGCGGCUCCUACGGGGGGAGGUCGCCCAGCCCCUACGGCCGCCGCCGCUCCAGCAGCCCCUUCGCCCCCAAGCGCUCGGUCAGCCGCAGCCCCAUCGCCAGGAAGUCUGUGAAGUCCCGGAGCAGAAGUCCUGGUUAUUCCAGGCACUCAUCAUCUCACAGCAAGAAGCAGAGGUCUGGCUCCCGCAGCCGCCAUUCCAGCAUCUCCCCGACGCGGCUCCCGCUCAACUCCAGCCUGGGCGCCGAGCUCAGCAGGAAGAAGAAGGAGCGGGCGGCGGCAGCGGCGGCCGCGGCCAAGGUGGAUGGGAAGGACGCAAAGGGCUCUCCUGUUUUCCUGUCAAGGAAGGAGAACAGCUUAGCUGAUAUUAAGGAGUCUGGAACGGAAUCUAAAAAGGUCAUCAAAACUGUUAAAUCUGAAAAAUCGUCUUCAGAUACGGAAUUAGUUAAUUUGCUGUAUGCAAAUGCAGAGACUAAAGCCCCUGCAGAGACAACUAAAGCUAAGGCAGAGGAGAACUCUGAGAGGAAACAUCCUGUCCCGGUCAGAGAUUCAAAACAGGUGGGAACAAAAGACUUGAAGCCUGUAGCAGUGGUAGAGGACCUCCUAUCUCCAAAAGAGACGGACGCAGGAGAGAAGGAGAUUCCACCCCCACUACCCUCAAUAAAAUCACCUCCUCCACCUCUGCCGACAACCACCCCGCCUCCUCCAACUCCACCGCUGCCGCCUUUGCCUCCAUCACCUGCUGUCCCACCUCUGCCACCAUCCCAAGUGACCCCUGUUCAGGUCCCUACUUCAGCCCCAACAUCUUUGCCGUCUUCUUCCCACCCAAGGACGUCUACUUUAUCCUCUCAGGUGAACUCUCAGUCCUCUGUCCAAGUCGCUACAAAGCCACAGGUGUCUGUGACGGCUGCUAUCCCACACCUGAAAACUUCAACGUUGCCUCCGCUUCCGCUCCCCCCUAUUUUAGUUGGGGAAGAUGACUUGGAUAGUCCAAAAGAGAUUCUUCCUCCAAAACCUGUGAAGAAAGAUAGAGAGCAGAGACCACGACACUUACUCACGGACCUCCCGCUCCCUCCAGAGCUCCCUGGAGGGGACCCAUCUCCUCCUGACUCCCCGGAACCAAAGGCAGCCACACCACCUCAGCAACCGUUCAAAAAGAGACCAAAAAUCUGCUGUCCUCGGUACGGGGAGAGGAGACAGACGGAAAGCGACUGGGGGAAGCGCUGCGUGGACAAGUUUGACAUCAUUGGGAUUAUUGGAGAAGGGACAUAUGGGCAGGUGUACAAAGCCAAGGACAAAGACACAGGGGAGCUGGUGGCUCUCAAGAAGGUGCGACUGGACAAUGAGAAGGAAGGUUUCCCCAUCACCGCCAUCCGCGAGAUCAAGAUCCUGCGGCAGCUGAUCCACCGCAGCGUGGUCAACAUGAAGGAGAUCGUCACGGACAAACAAGAUGCACUGGAUUUCAAGAAGGACAAAGGUGCCUUUUACCUUGUGUUUGAGUACAUGGACCAUGACCUAAUGGGGCUGCUAGAAUCUGGCUUGGUACAUUUCUCAGAGGACCAUAUCAAGUCUUUCAUGAAACAGUUAAUGGAGGGUCUGGAUUACUGUCACAAAAAGAAUUUCCUUCAUCGAGAUAUUAAGUGCUCCAACAUCUUACUGAACAACAGUGGACAAAUCAAACUUGCAGAUUUUGGACUCGCCCGACUCUACAGCUCAGAGGAGAGCCGCCCGUACACAAACAAAGUCAUUACCUUGUGGUAUCGACCUCCAGAACUGCUGCUAGGGGAGGAGCGUUACACACCAGCCAUAGAUGUGUGGAGCUGUGGCUGUAUCCUCGGGGAACUGUUUACAAAGAAGCCUAUUUUUCAAGCCAAUCUGGAACUGGCUCAGCUUGAAUUAAUCAGCCGGCUCUGUGGGAGUCCCUGCCCAGCUGUGUGGCCAGAUGUGAUCAAGUUGCCCUACUUCAACACCAUGAAGCCCAAGAAGCAAUAUCGGCGGCGCCUGCGGGAGGAGUUCUCCUUCAUUCCCUCCUCUGCCCUGGACCUGCUGGACCACAUGCUGACCCUGGACCCUGGCAAGCGCUGCACGGCGGAGCAGGCCCUGCAGAGCGACUUCCUGAGGGAUGUUGACCUCAGCAAAAUGGCACCUCCAGACCUUCCCCACUGGCAGGAUUGCCACGAGCUGUGGAGCAAGAAGCGCCGGCGGCAGCGGCAGAGCGGGAUGGCCCUGGAGGAGCCUCCAGUAUCUAAAGUUUCUCGGAAAGAAACUACCUCUGUUACCAGCACAGACACUGUCAAAAACAACAGCAGUCCUGUGCCCCCACAGCCUGCCCAGCUCAAAACAGAGCCUGGUGCUGGAGAUGCAGUAGCAGGCCUUGGAGAAAUCACCCAGCAGCUGAACCAGAGCGAACUGGCUGUUCUACUGAACUUGUUGCAGAGCCAGACUGAUCUGAGUGUCCCACAGAUGGCCCAGCUGUUGAAUGUGCACUCUAACCCAGAGAUGCAGCAGCAGCUGGAGGCUCUCAACCAGUCCAUCAAUGCCCUGACAGAAGCCACCACGCAGCAGCAGGAGCCCCCGGCGGCAGCAGCAGAGGAAGCCAUAGAGGAGCCGCCCGCCGAGGCCCAGCUCCUGGAGGAGCAGGUGACUCCAGAAGUAGCCAGUGCUCAGGGAGAUGUGCAGAAUGUGCUGGCUGUCCUGCUGAGCCAGCUGAUUAAGAGCCAGGAGCCUGUCGUAGCUCUGGAGGAGAGCAAUGGGGAGAAGAGCAGCGAGCAACGGGGGCUGAGGAAAACCCCCACCGUGCACCCAGAGGAAAGCACAGCAUGUCCUCCUCGCAUUCUCCCACCAGAGAAGAGACCCCCCGAGCCCCCCGGACCGCCGCCGUCUCUCUCGGAAGGGGAUCUGUCCAGCGCAGCCCCGGAGCUGAACCCGGCCGUGACGGCUGCUCUGCUGCAGCUCUUUUCCCAGCAAGAGGCAGAAUCCCACGGCCACCCCACCCAGGAACACCCAACUUCCAGAGCCCCGGACUACGGCCGCUCCCUCUCCUCCAGGACUUACAGCACCGAGGGCUCAGAGGGGGGAUUUGGUACCGAGGAGCUGAAUUCGGGCCAGACACUACUAGAACCCUCUGCCCAACCUCUGGGGAAAAGCAGGACCUUCUUGGGCUCCGUGAGCCACCUCGGGGAGACGAGCAAUUACCAGGGGACAGGAUCUGUCCAGUUUCCAGGGGACCAGGACCUGCGCUUCGCCAGAGUCCCCGUCGCCGUGCACUCGGUCGGUCAAUCCUUCACCAAGGCCGAGGGGAGCAACAACACCUUGGUUCAUCCAGAGGCCAAAAUCCAAAAUUACGGCGAGUUGGGGCCGGGAAGCGCCGGUUCCAGCGGGGCAGGGACAGGUCACAGCUGGGGUGCCCCAACCCAGGCGACUUCUUCCUACGGGAAGGCGUUCCGUGGGGCUGGCAGAGUGCCUCCGCGGGGGGGACGGGGGAGAGGGGUUCCUUACUGAGAGAUGCUCCUCCCCUCCCUCUCCUCUCCACCUUUAGCAACAUGACUUUUCUUUUUUUAUCCUUCUAUUUUUUAUUUUUGGUUUUGUGUUGGUUUAUUUUUAUUUUUUUUCUUCUGGCCAGAACAAGGUCUCGUCUGCAUUUCAGCUGCUGCAGAGCUCCCUCUUGUACUCCUUGCUAGGCUGCUGGCGGGCACCCCGGGACACGCCGUAGGGUCCCCACUUGGGCAUCUCGUUGGCCACAACCUCUUGUGCUUGGUUAGUGACAAAAAUAAAUGAAAAAUAAAAUUGCCCCCCCCCUGCAGAGGGCAGUGAGCUUUCUGCCCUGGGCCAGCAGAGCUGGGGGGGAUGGCUUGAAAAUACAAGGGAUGCAACUUAAACACAUCCGGGUGGGAAGAAGGAAAUUAAAAACCACAAAUGUUUUGUUGAGCUUCUCAGUGGGAGAAGUGCUGGGUGGUGUUCAGGUAGGGCUGGGGGAGAGUCUGGUUCCCGAAGCAAUUUUUUUGGGGGGUAGUUUUGGUUUGGUUUUGUUGUUUUUUGUUUCAAAUCCUCUUAAAGAAAAAUAAAUAGGAAUCUCUUGAUGCAGAGGCACCUGGAUCAGUUUUCCUGGCUCUGGAGCCCCAGGAUGUGACACUGGUUUGUAUUUGAUUUAUCCAAGGUGGAUGUUUUUUCCCCACAUGGUGUCUGAGUGUCCCUGGGCUCCGUGCCCAGGCUGUGCCCUGCUGGGGUGGCUCCAGCUCCUGUCCCUGGGCAGCCUUAACCAAUUGGCUUUUUGUGAUGGAUCUCUUUGGGAAUUGUCUCUCUCCUGCCAUGACUUUGCAGUGGAGAUUGUCUUAUUUUUUUCUUUUUAUUUUUUCCCCGUUUCUCUUUUUUUCUAAGAGCCAGAGAACACCUCCCUGAAGAACGUGGGUUUUCCUUCACAACUUCCAAAACACUUGAAGAAUUAAAGGAAAAAAAGAAAAAAAAAAAAAAAAAAGAAAGAAAGAAUAAUUAAUAAAUCACCUUCUGGUGGGGAAGUGCCACCAGGGAGGAGUGUCCUUUGUACCCAGCACCCUCUGGGCUGGUGGUGUGUGUCCUGAGGGGGGGUCAGUUGGGCUCCCCACCAGGCAUCUCAGUACUUGGAGGCUUAAUGUAUCAUUUCUAUAAGCAUAUAUAUUUUUGUUGUUGUCAAGGAAGUAUUUACAAUGAAUUCUCUCCUCCCGCAGAACGUUGCCAUGUUGUCCAUUUCAAUGAGACUUAAAAGAGAUGAAUAAAACAAAGGUACAUAUUUAUGAGCUUUUUUUUUUUUUUUUUUUUUUCCCUGAGCAGGCCUUUCCUAUGGAAAACAUAUGGUGGUUCUUUUAAUUUAGAGAUGACUGUUCUGAAGUGUUAAGUGGGUGGGAGUCCAGGGGAGGCUGAGAGGCCUUCUUGCUACUAACAGGAUUUCAUUUCUUUUGAUAGAGAGAGAGAAAUUAAAAUUUUAAAAUGCACCUGAAUAGCUGGUGCUUCUCUAAACUGGGGAAAACCUGCCUGACCCAGUCAGACCUGUGGCUGCUCCCACCAGCUUUGCUGUGGGGGAAAAGGAGGGGAGAGAAAAUAGAGAGAGAUUUAAGUGCUGGUAAAGUAUGAGGUCCCUGAGCACCCAGGAACCAGCCACUCUCCCAGUGUUGAGUCAGCACUGAGGAGUAAGACUGUUUGCAAAAUUCCAAGUGUAAAUUUGUUGGGUUUUGGUUUUUUGGGGUUUAUUUUUAGUUGACAGUUCACGCCUGAUGUGCAGAAACAAAAAAGAGCAGUUCUGUGAGGUACAGAGUGCACUGAAUAAGCUGGUCACCUCUUGAGGGGUUCUUUAGUUCCUCUGGUUUUCCUCCCCACUGUGCAGCUGCCAGCUCUGGUCUGUGGUGGAGCUUUUGUUGUUGUUGUUGUUCUGGUUUUUCUUCCUGAGCCCAUCCAAUUUGGAAGGAAAAGUCGUGUUCCAGUGCUGAAUCCUCUCAGGAAGCCCAUGCCUAUUUACUGUCUUUCCAAGUUGGCAGAACCCCAGCAGAGCCUGCCCAGGAGCAGGUCCCAGACCUCCUGGCAGGCUCUGCCCAUGUCCCCCUGGCCCAGGGGCCCCAGUGGUAGGUGCAGUUUCAGGUACCAAUGCCACUGGGUCCCCUCCAGCCCCAUGGGGACACUCCUGUGGCACUGGUUCAUUUGGCAGCAAGGGGCUGAUCAGGUGCUGGAGGUCACACUAAAAGCCAGGGUGGGCUCCUGUCCCUCUGUCCCACCUCCAGCAGAGGACAGACAGCCCAGAUUUCUGUCCUUUGCUCUGGGCUGACUGAUGGCAUCUGCCAUCUGUCCCCAUGGGGCCAGGUCACUCCAGCAGGUGCUCUGGGCUCCUGCACAAGGUGGUUUUCACCAGUCCCUUGUCUGACCUCACUGACCACCUGGGGGAGGUUGGGGCAGAGCCACGGUGCUGGCAGGGGCCACUGCUCCAUCUCCAGUGGCUGCUCUUAACUGGUCCCAGCAAGGGGCUUCCAGUCCCUGCAAGGUGGCUGUGGGACCACUGCCACCCCCUGCCCUCCCCCAGCUCCUCUUGUCUUUUGAUUUUCCUUUUUUUUUUUUAAAGGGUCUCUGUACAAAGAAGACAAAAGGAUUUACCUGGGGGCGGGGGGGGGGGGGGGCAAAUAUAUAUGUUUAAAAGGAUUUAAAAUGUGGUGCAGGUUGCAGACAAGCCCUGGGAGGCACCUCCCCCCCCCCUUUCUUCCUCCACACGAUGGGGUUUGGGUUUCAUGCCAAUGUCUGACACGCUGGAGCCAGUUGCCCAGCAGAGAAAUGUCUGGUAAGACUCUUGCUGUACCUCUCCUGAGUUCCGUUCCGAGACUUGAGCACCUUUUCUUGGUUGUACCUUUGUCUCUGUACAGAUAUUUUGUAAUAUAUUAUUUUUUUUUUCUUUUCAGUUUAUAAAAAUGGAAAGUGGAGAUUGGAAAAUUAAAUAUUUCCUGUUACUGUA